CUCCCCAGCGUCACUUGGCAUCACUCGCGCUCGAGCGGUGCGCGCCAUCCAGGGGUGUAUUGUAUCGGUGUAAAUGAUUAAGAAAUCCUAAAAGUUUUUGUUACUCCCACGUCAGGGAGAUUGCAGGGUAUUCUUGAAAAGGAAAUGAAAGAACUGGACUUUCAUUUAUUAACCUGUGGGUUUUGCUACGUGUUUAACCUGACAACGAAUGCGCGCGCGCGGUACUUGUAACUUAAAGCUCGAUCGGAUAGUUGCGCUUUAAUUGAAGCUGUUGAAACCGAAAAACAGGAAUAUGGAGGAACGUUUUAUGAAACGUGUUUUACAUUUCUACGUUGACAACAAUUCACUUCCCACAGAAAACUUGGAAAACUUCCUGCAUCUCAUUACAAGCAGACGCGAGGCAUCUAUCGACAGCGACGCAAAUCCACUGAGGAAUGUAGAGUGUUUUUCAUUGUCCGAGCUGCUUUUGUGGUAUGGGUUAGGUAAUGCUUCAGCGCUCAGUUUGGAUGAUCUUGAGUUGAUGUGUCCAGCUAUCCUCACCCAGAUCUUGCUGCCUACCUGCCCCAACACAUCUCCAUCAGAUCUGAAACCCCCUGCCCACAGAGUUUGGGGUUAUGGGUUCCUGGCUGUGACUGUGAUAAACCUUGCUGCUCUGUUAGGGUUACUUCUGGUGCCUUUCACAAAGAAAGCAUAUUUUCCGAAAAUCCUGACCUACUUCAUUGGACUUGCCAUCGGAACAUUGUUUUCAAAUGCUGUAUUGCAACUGAUCCCAGAGGCCCUCGGCUUAGAUCCCAAAGAUGAUAACUAUGUGCUGAACGCUGUUGGGAUUUUUGGUGGGUUCUACGUAUUGUUCUUCACCGAACGAGUUUUAAAGAUGGCCCUGAAAGCUGAUACAGAGCUUGGGCACAGUCAUUUUCCUCCCAUGCAGUCAGCUGAUGUCCCUAUCGCCACCUUCAGCAAUGACAUUGUCAUAAACAACAUCAGCAGUGACAUCAUUACAAACAACACGCCUCAUCAAAUCAACUGUAAUGAGAAGAUCAACAGUCCAAGUGAAAGUUCAACCAGUGAACAGAAUGCAUGCGUGUUGUGGGCUUGCCAUUGGCUGAGAGGAGACCGAACGGCUAACAUAAAGACUGUGGCAUGGAUGAUCAGUCUUAGUGAUGCCCUUCAUAACUUUAUAGAUGGUCUUGCCAUUGGUGCAUCCUUCACACUCUCCCUGCUCACCGGCUUCAGCACAUCAAUUGCCAUCUUCUGUGAAGAGUUCCCUCAUGAGCUCGGUGAUUUUGUGAUACUGUUGAACUCGGGAAUGAGUGUGGCCCAAGCUGUGUGUUUUAAUAUGCUGUCAGCUAUGUGCUGUUAUCUUGGUCUAGCAUUGGGGAUCGUGUUGGGCAGAAGUUUCGCCCCUAAUGUUAUCUUUGCUAUUGCUGGUGGAAUGUUCCUCUACAUCUCCCUUGCAGAUAUGUUCCCAGAGAUGAACAAUAUCAUGGCUGCACAUACCAGAGGCUAUCGAGGAAAGCUUGUGUUCUUCCUGAUCCAGAAUGCUGGACUGCUCACAGGAUUUGCUAUCAUUCUGCUUAUUACCAUGUUUGCUGGAGACAUCAAUCUGGGGUAGAAAGACAAGAAACAUAGAACAAUGGCUUUAAGUGCCAGAAAGCAAACUUUAGAUAGUUUUUCGGUUUGUAUAAUAUACUAUAUUUACUGAUGAAAAUUACUAUCAAAUGGUACUGAAAGACCCAUUUCAUAAAACUGUUUAGUGGGAAUUUUUCAAACGCACUUUAAUGAGUGUGUCCGAGUGUCUGAUGGGAGUUGGCAACAAUACCCCGCUGUGUGUGGAGGAAUUCCUUAGUGGCAGUGACAGCCUAGCACAGAGAAUGUGAGGAGCUUUGUAGUUUAAAAUGCCAGUACUGUAGCCAGACACCUUUUAUAUCAUGUUUACACAGUAUGUUAGUUUGCUUUUCUAUUUCUAUAGCCUCUGAGUAUCCUUGUUUAAUAUAAAUCGUGUUAUAGAGGAAAUAUACUGUGAAUUUCAACCUUGCUACUCUAUUCUUUGUCUGUUGUAAAAUGGUAAAAGUACAGUAUACUUUAACCUACUGUUUCUAAUCUGCAUCAUUUUUUUUCUUAGAAACUAAAGUAUGAUUGGACACAAAAACAAAUGCCCAAAAUAAUGUUACAGAUGUCUAUAGCAGUAUGAAAAGAUUCCCGGUACGGCAACAUUUAGUGUCUUGUCAUAGUGUUGCAUAGUACAUUCUUCAUCUCAAUCACGUCACAAUGUAACAUAAUGAUUAGAGUGCUGCAGAAAUUGAAAUAAAGCAGGAAAAAC
Molecule: messenger RNA, 2320 nt
Organism: Triplophysa dalaica
Lineage: Eukaryota; Metazoa; Chordata; Actinopteri; Cypriniformes; Nemacheilidae
Gene: slc39a8
Product: solute carrier family 39 member 8
Exons: 8
Coding region: 293-1612 (439 amino acids)
Biological process (GO): intracellular zinc ion homeostasis; zinc ion import across plasma membrane
Cellular component (GO): membrane
Molecular function (GO): zinc ion transmembrane transporter activity
Source: RefSeq, a predicted model, not a curated record